AUGCAGCCUUCCAGGCACAACCCGCGUCCAGACCUGAUGCGGUCGCAGACGACUGCCCGAGGAUACGGCCCCGGCAACCCUCCCGCGCCCCAGUAUCCCGACUAUGGCUCGCGCGAGUACAGACAUCACCCUCCCGCCUCCGGCUACUAUCCUCCCUCGCUACCCAACCUCACGCGGCAACACCAUUCAUACUACGACGAGCGAGGCCCAUUGCCUCCACCGCCGCUGCACGCGCGUCAUCCCGGCAGGGACGAGGCGAUGCACGAGUAUGCCGGCCGCCCUCUGAUGGCCUCCGCCACGUCGACCGCUUCCUCGGCAAUGUUCCCUCACCCGCACCCGCACCCGCACCACUACCCGCAUCACCACCCACACCAGCCUUCAUAUCCAUCUUCCGUGCCCUCCCUGCCGCUGCACGGCCUCCGUGCACCUGCCGCCCCCAUGAUGGCGGCCGCGGGGUCUUCGCAGCAGCCGACCUAUCGCGGACACAUCAAGACGACCAAGGAUGCCAUCCUGCUCCUCUCGGCCUGCGACCUCCCGGAGGGGGCCGGUUCACAUAGGAACGGGGGCAUCGCCCCUCCCCGUCGGGUGACCCGACGUCUGCUCGACUCGGAGCGUGCCGAUCUCAUCUGCUCUGGCAGCAUAUUUGUCUGGGACGAAAAGGAAGCUGGCAUGCGACGCUGGACCGACGGCAAGUGCUGGAGCGCCAGCCGCGUCAGCGGCUGCUUCCUCACCUACCGCGAGCUCGAGGCGCGCAAGAAGCCGUCGUCGUCGAUCACCGGAGGGCCCACCUCGAACCUCUACAAGACCGAGGGCCUCAUCAAGCAGUCCUUUAGCAUGACGACCACCUCGGGCCGCAAGCUGCACGCCAUCUCGUACUACACCAAGCGCGACGUGCGCGAGGGCGCGCUUCGACGGGUCAGCGAAGACCCGCGCUUCGUCGGCGAAGGCGGCGGCGAGUGGGACCUCCAGGUCGACGAGCACGAGUACCCAGACCCGAUCAGCCGAGCCGGAGAGCUGCCCGACGCCAACGGUCAAGAGGUGGGCUCGCAGUCUCCGCCGUCCUUGGCCGGUCGGGCCGAUGGCGGUGAUGCACCAGGUUCGUCGAGCUUGGUAGACGACCGCGAGCUCAUCGACGACGGCGCUCCGAUCUCGCCAAGAUGCCAGGCUCCCAGCCACCGCCUUGUCGCCUCACCCUCCACCGCGCAGAGAUCUCCCAGGCACCACGACACCGGGCGCGGGACCGUCGCGUGGAGCGGGCACCCCGGUUCCCGCAAGGACUUUGCCAUGGAGACGUCGGCGUACAGUCGCCAGCGAGCGCCAUUCGCCCAGGACGCCACCCCUCUCCACGAGGCGCGAGGGCUGCUUCCGAUCAAGCCGAUUCCGGUCCAGUCGCGCGUCUCUGACCUUCCGCUGAAGCCGACGAGUCGCUCCUUUGACGCCGCCACGGGGCGUUUGGAACCCUCUUCCGUCCACGUCCUCGAGGACCAGGCGCACGGCUCCUACUUCCGCCAGCCCAUGCCGAGCUGGGCCAAGGGCGGGCUGAAGCGCUCCUAUGCCGACUACGCCGCCGCCGACGAACAGAUGGCGGCGGCAGUGGCGGCCGAGGCACAGCAGCGGCCCAAGCUGCAGCGCAUGCGCAGCUCCAGCAUGAACAACGGCAGCGGCGAAGACGCCUUUGCCUCGGUCCGUACGCUGGCCCGCGCUGGCUCCGACGAAGAGGGCGUCUCCAAGAUGCGUUCGACCCAUACAUGGUCCCCCGCGCACACCCCCGCGCCCGGAGGCGGCGCCGGUGGGCCGCCCCGCGAGCAGGACUCGGCCGUCGGCGCAUUGCUGAGCCUGCGUUCGUCGGCGUCGGACGACUCGAGCAAGAUGCCCGGUCUCGACUCGAUGCUGAACCCGUCGCCUUCGACGUCCACCCCAACAUCGAUCGACUCGUCCAACGACAGCGCCUCUAAGCCGUCCCUUUCGCGGUCGGACCGUGCCGCGCUGGACCGCUUCAGCAUCCGGAUCUGA
Pseudozyma flocculosa PF-1 is the source of this 2013-nucleotide messenger RNA. RefSeq lists its product as uncharacterized. The transcript has a single exon. The record is from RefSeq and is a predicted model, not a curated record. The coding region runs from base 1 to 2013 and encodes 670 amino acids. Gene Ontology annotation, molecular function: DNA binding. Lineage: Eukaryota; Fungi; Basidiomycota; Ustilaginomycetes; Ustilaginales; Ustilaginaceae.